Messenger RNA from Oncorhynchus tshawytscha (Chinook salmon), 2659 nucleotides. RefSeq names its product heat shock factor protein 5-like. Bases 762 to 1139 code for a protein of 125 amino acids. The record is from RefSeq and is a predicted model, not a curated record. The transcript is spliced from 3 exons. Lineage: Eukaryota; Metazoa; Chordata; Actinopteri; Salmoniformes; Salmonidae.
UCUUUGUGUCUAUGCACCAGAUAGGACUGGUUUCACGUUUGUUUUGUAAUUUGAAGUGUUCAGUUGGGAUUUCUUAUUAAAGAAGAUGAACACUCACCUCGCUGCGCUUUGGUCUUCUCUUUCCCAGGAAGAAAGCCGUUACAGAAAUUUAACAACACUGUUUGACAUAGCUAGAAUUUCUGGAUUUUCAUCCUAAAAAAAAAACCCAUUAUGAUAAUAGGGCACUUAUGGUCAUUGACUGCAGGAAAGGGCUACAAAGCUAACUACUUUCAUUAGCUAUCAAUAUGCACUUGAUUAAGUUGUCACUGAUUUAGUUUGUUUUUGGAUUCUCAAACAGCCGACGAUAUGGAGCUCGAAGAAGCACACCUCACCAUCCCCUUCAACCCCAACAACAUCCCUACGAAACUGCCUGGUGAAUAACCCCAAAACUGCCAUGUGAAUAACCCCAAAAAUCAAGCAAUAUGUUGGCAUCCCUGUGGUGUUAAAGCAGAGCUGCUGUCACCUCAGAAGCAAAUGUUUGACACCAUCGACUGUUUCAAAACGACCAACUUUACAAGUUUGAAACCCAAGAUGACCCAUGGCCCCAGGGGCUCGGGAAAAUAAUGAUUGCUCAAUGGACAGGAUACAACACCACUUCCAACUUCAAACAAGAUCCAUCCAAACUGCUGGUGAAUCUGAAGAGGCUGAUGAGCAAAAACAAGGCGACGAUGGAAGCUGCCCAAUAAGUGAACUGUCGGUCCCCCAAAAGUUUCCGGCGACUCAUGGCCAAUAGUGAUGGUGGUUACAUGUUUGUUCGACAGGUACACCAACCAUCUCCUUACCAACAGUACAACCAAAGCAGAAUCCAGACCAUGAAGGAGUAUGAUUGGACCCCCAUCCCACACCGCGGCUGUAUCAUGGGUCAUGGGGAUGUCCCCUCCCCUACGACCAUCUACACAGACAAGGGAAUCCCCAUAUCCGUCAUCCACCGCUUCCCUUCAGACACUUCCUGCUCUGUGCAGUCCAGUCCAGCUACUGCACACAUCCAGCAGGGUUCACAAAGCCUGGCAAACCAUAGGCCCAAGUUCAACACCUUCAUCCCUCACCAUGCUGGUUUUUAUUCCCCUGCCAACCUGUCCUGUGGGGUUUUUGUAUCUUGACAAUCAAAACCAGGACUGGCAGAGCAGGGAAAACAAGGAGACCAAGAAGAGUGAAGUCAACUUGGACACAGUUUUCCAGAUAGUGGACGAGCUGCACCACAGUUCCCCCAAAAUACGCAUGGUCAAAUUGUAAACCCCAGAGCGCCAGCAGCCGGUCCUGGCCACCUCUAUCAUCAGGGCCCCAGCCCACCACCAAUAUCAACAGCUCACCAUCUCUUCCCAGAUUGACUCCUCUGUCAAAUCCAGCUUCCUGCCUGGCACAAUACUGAUGGAUGCCAGCACAGUGACUCCACGAGGGUCCACCAUUAUAACAGUCCCGGUGAACAUUCCUUCUCGGGGAAUUGCCAUCAUGGUCGGUGGUCAUGCAGCUGAUCAGCCAGUCAAGAGGGAGGAGGAACCUUUGCCUGUCGACGCCUAUCAGAAGGUUAGCUAGCCUAGCUUAGUAAAAACAUGGUACAUGGAGGCUAUUAUUCAUCAAUAAACAAACCAGUGUACCUAAGCUCAUCGUAUAGUUUAAUAAUUUGGGGUUUAAAGAAUUUAGAAUUGUGAAUGUAAAGAGAAAGCAAAGAUACUCAGUCCGUAUUCCUUGGUAAUAAAUAUUUUAAAAAACAUGUAUCGUAUGGAUGGUUAUCAGGGAUUCUGAUGAAUUCUGUUUUAUAAUAAGAGGUUGAUCAUGCUGUGAUUUAUCCCAGUGCCCUAAGGAAGCAUCCAAGUACAUCACCAAGGUAAAGGAGAUCAAGGGGGUGGAUGCAGAGGUCUGCAGUGUUCUACAUGACAAGUUUCAGCAUCCUGGCAGAGGCAUCUAGGUUUUUAGCUAAAAUGUCCUUGUACUGUGUAAAGUUCAUGAUACCACCACCAUAUUUUACAGUAGAUAUGGGGUUAUUUUCUGCAGAUGCAACUUUCUUUCGAUGGUGUGUGUGGCCAAAGAGCUUUAUAUCCAUGUACUCAACAAAUUUAUAUGCCUGGUGUUUGCUGAACGGCAUUGGCACUUGGAUUGCAACUACUGCUAUGGUUAGAUGAAAAUAAAGCCAUGCGCCAUGCGCACCAGUGAAGAGUUUUGCGUCGAAAGAACAAUGCAUAUGCAGAAAAUACCUUAUCUCUACUGUAAAAUAUGGUGGAUGUUAUGGGGCUAUUUUGCUUUUACAUGUCCUGGGGCCCUUGUUAAGAUCAACGGCAUCAUGAGCUUUACCAAAUACAAGGAGGAAAUGUUUGCCAAAAACCUAGUUUCCUCUGCCGGAGUGGAUCUUCCAGCAAGACAAUAACCCCAAUUACAUAAAUGGUUAAUUGGCCACAAAAUCAACAGUUUGCAGUGGCACUCUCAGUCUCCAGAAUUGAACCCAAUUUGAAAAUCUGUGGAUUGAACUGAAGAGGGCAGUCCAUGAGCACAGACAAAGGAUAUCAAGGGCCUGGAAAGAUUCUGUAUUGAGUAAUGGUUUAAGAUCCCUCUCAAUGUGUUCUCCAAUCUCAUAAAACAUUUUUAGAAAAAGUCUGUGUCGUUAUCCUCGCAAGGGGAGUUUUUU